AAACAACCGCGCCGUCAGUAUGCCUAUGGCCGUGCGCGGGGCAACUUCACGCCCGUUUCCUCUCGUGAUUGUGAGUGUGUGAUGUGAUCGUAAUUAUGGCUUCAGACGUGUCGGUGACGACCAAACCGAAACAAGUGAUAAGAAAGUGCACCUUGGAUGAAAACGGAUGUGUGUCGCUCCUGGAUAUAUUGAAUUCCUUCAACGCCCCGAUCAAUGAAGAACAUGCGUGGGCCUUGUGCUUCCAGUGCGCGGAGUGCUUCAAAAGUGCGGUGGAGAGCGAUAAAAAUAAGUGCGUCUUAGUGGAUUCAGUGGACCAAGUGUUUGUGAGCAAAGAAGGGACGGUCCACCCGAAGACGUUACUGGCAACAGCGGAGAAUGCAGGGCACCGGACGCGUAUGACAUCAGAACAAAAGCUGGUGGAAUGCUUAGGAAUCUUACUGUUCCAAGCCCUCGACUUCGGCUCCCAGGAGGAGGAAGAGCGGAGGCUCAGCCCCGACCUGGAGAGGCUCAUCGAACACAUGACGACAGAUGUGCAUGAGCCACCUCGGGGUGUCGAAGAGCCAGGAUGCUGACAACCACUACCGGGCCGUGUGUAGAGCGCUCGUGCUCGAGACCCUGGAGCUUAGCAGCUUCCUGGAGAAGGUGUCGAAGGGGACCAAAGGGCUGAGGACGACGGACAACCCAUCGACUGAACUGGACCAGCUCAAGUUUACCGACUGGAACAACUUUAGGAUAUUCCAAGUUCUACAAGCGCGGCUAUGGGGCCAGGUGAUCCGCGAGCUGCGGCACGGCGUGCAGCUCAAGAAGGUGCACUACACGCGCACGCCCGUCGAGUUCGAGCUGACGCCGUACGAGAUCCUGAUGGACGACAUCCGCUCGAGACGGUACACGCUCAACAAGGUGUCGCAGGCCGACAUCCCGCACACCGUCAAGAAGGACGCGCACGCCCUCAUCCUCGAGUUCAUCCGCUCCAGGCCGCCCCUCAAGAGGGCAUCCGACCGACCGAGACCCAAACCUAGAAAUGAAAUCAAGACGCCGCGAGAGCAGCUGCUAGAGUCAAUCCUGAAGGGGAAGAAGCUGCGACCGUCUGUCUGUCCGCUGAAAAAAAGAGUGGUACCCGUGGACGCGCCAAGCUCUCCCGGCACCCCUAAGUCGACGACUACCUCCACCAGAAGACUAAUCAAAGUCGACUUCUCGAAACUACAGAUAGAGGAUGACGACCCGGAGGAGGACCACGACGACGAGGAGGAGGCGGACGCCGGCGCGGACAGCGCGCCUCGCAGCAACCCCUGGCACCGGACAGCCUACGACCUGGCGACGCAGUGCCCCAGCCGGCGUUCCAUGCGGAGGCACACCAUCAUGAUCUGCGAGCCGGUGCCGGGCGCCCCGGGCGUCACCCCCACCGUCGUCAAGCUGCCCCUCGAGGCGGAGACCCCCCUGGCGGACGCGUGUGACCUCGCCACCACCACCAACACCCUCGGCCUGCAGCUGCCCGAGCUCUCGUGGUCUCGGAACUCGCUGCAAGAGGACCUUUUCCACUCGAAACAGUGGCAGCACGAGUGCCUGUCGCUGACCCUGGAGGAGAUCGUCCACAUCCGGAGCGUCCUCACCAAAGCGGAACUGGAGAGCCUGCCCGUGGAGGGACGCGUCAAGGAGGACGCCGAGAGAGGGAAGGUCUGCUUCCUGUGCAUGAAGACGAGGUUCGGCUUCUUCGGGCCGCGGGGGCAGCAGUGCCGCCUAUGCAAUCGGGUGGUGUGCUCCAAGUGCCACUCCAAGAUGCGCAUCCCGACGGAGCACUUCUCGCACGUGCCCGUGGUGGCCAUCAGCCCGUCGCAGCUCGCCUCGCCCGAGGACGCGCCGGACCCCAAGUCGCACGACGCGGCCACCUUCUCGCGCACGCUCAUGAACCGCCUGCUGCAGACGGACUCGCCGCGCAGCCUCAAGCACGGCCUCAACUCGGUGGGCAGCGCGCCGUCCAGCCCCAAGCUGGCGCGCGCCGACACGGCGGCGGCCGCGACCACGGCCCCAGUGACGGCGGGCCACUCGCCAGCCACCGCCUCGCAGCCCAACUCGGGCCCGGGCUCCGCGGCCGAGUCCACGGCCGAGUCCAUGGCAGACAGCACCGAGGGGCCCGUCUCCCUCCCCACCCUCAGCCCCGACUCCACCACCAGCGACCGGAGGGCAAAGUUCAACAGGUCCAAAACUUUGGGCCGGCCAGAGAAGGAGCGACUCAAGGGGAUCCAGAUGAUCGUGUGUCUGGACUGCAAGGCCAUGGUCCUGCAGAUCAUCAAGUCUUCGCGCACAACAAGGAGCAAUGCUAUCAGGAAUCUCACCCUCAACCUGUCCCCUGUCUAUUAGCUUCUGUCUCGUUCGGCUGGACAGUGUGGCCAGUGCGGGCAGAAGUGUGUCCGCUAGGCAUUGUGUGGCUGUUUAUCAGUUUAGUGGCUGGCAUUCAUAUUGAAUGUUUGUUUUCUUAGUUAAACUACUGUGAUCUCAAUUCUGUGUUGAAUGUAUAUUUUACAGCUCUUUGUUGUUCAUGUUUUCUUGUUUGUAUGUCAGUGUACUAGCAAUGCUGGAAAUUGUUGAGGUUUUAUAGAACCUGUUGUAUGCGGGAUUUUUGUUUCCAUUGCUUUCAAAGAGCAUAGUGUAAGGUCAAUAUUUUUUAAUGAUCAGCUAUUGCAAUGCCAUUGUCUCCAUUAAUUUUAUAAGAGAGCGAGGGAACAGGUUUAAGGAAAGCAGGCUUGUUAACCAUGUUCAUGAAUCAUUUUGGGCUUAACAUAUUUUGCAAUUGCUUGGAGGUAUUUCAACACAAACCUUGAAACAAGGUUUGUACUGAUAAUUGAUACAGUUCUCUUAGAUGCUUUCACCAUAUUAUUUUUAUUAUCAACAUCCGAUUUAAUACAUUUAUCAGGCUCUCUGUAAAGAAAAUCCAGUUGUAAAACAAAAACCACCAAUCAAUGUAAGUAAAAACAAUGUAAUUGUUAUGUAAAUGAUAUUAUGCUGUGUUGGGAAGGACGACAAUCACUUACAAGAUCAUAUAGGAAUGCUAAUUUAUAGCCACAACUUGCCUCCGAAAAACAAUUUGAACUCUAAGAUUCUUGACUGAUUUAGUCCUAUGAUUUCAGACUGAUAUUUCCCUAAACUUAACUUCUGUUUCCCUUUGUUUUUUUGUUUUUUUUUGGCUUUUUUCAUUUUUGUUUCUUGUGCCCUAAAUGAGAAAAUGUGCCAUUGUAUGAUAUAUCAUGUUAUGUUUGCCAAACAAUAGGCUAACCAUUAUCACCAUUAUUCUAAAUAAAAUAAAUUAAACUUCUCAGAGAUUCCUAAAAAGUUAAAACAUUAAGUCCUUUCUAUGCAAAGUAGAAACGAUGAUUGAAAUUAGUGUCAGAUUAAGUUCUGGUAGUGCUUCCACAGUAUCCUGGCGAUAAGUCUUUCAAUUCAUCCUUGCUCCUACAAUGUAAUCAACAAUCAAACUCUGUGGGGAGCAAUGGUUAUGAAAAAUUGGUUUGAGCCAAUCUUUGUUGUGCCUUUCUGCAUUUAAAAUUCCCUUCAACUUAGAGUGUGUUUUUGUGCGAUGUUUGUCUGAAUAGGAUUAAAUCUCAGGAAUUUGUGCAUCAAAUGGGCAAUUUUCUUGUCUAUUUGUUUAGCAUGCAUUACACAUCCAAAUUGAUUUUGCAUGGGUAACAUGUAUCCCUAUAGAAUAGUAAUAUGACAAAAUCAGAAUGGCAUCUUUUGUGUAGUAUGUUUGUACAAUUUGUUUAUAUUAUAGUUCUUUAAUCUAAAAGUUACCUGUGAAACAGUAAUUAUAGCGUUUUUAUUGAUUUUCUGGAAUGGUUAAAUUAUUUUGGAAUGUCAAGUUAUGAAACUCAUGUACGUACAGAUGUUGAUUCUGUGUCAUGGAUCCCUUCUACACCGAUAACCCAAUGUUCAACUGGUAAACUCCUGUAAGUAUGCAACUGCAAGUUGAAUACUUGCAAUUGUUUAUGCCUUGAUUCGUUAAUUCUCUCUUCCCAGUUCAGUGAGAAAAUCUUCUGCAGUGAUGAGAACUAUCCCUUUUAGCAGUUGAUCUGCAUAGAAACAAUGUAUUUUUUUUAGAGGCAGUGACGUAUUUUUUUAAUGAGAUAAUGUGAUGAAAAGUACAUUAAUUUCUCCUAGAUUAGUAUGCCAUUAUUUAUUUUUAAUGUUCAAUUCCCAAUUGGCUAGUCAAGCAGGCUCUUGCCUGGCACCUAUGCAAAACCUUUUUGAGAAUAUUUUUGUUUCACCCUAUCAUGGCUUUUUCUGAAGUGUAUUGGCAGAUUUAAUGUGUCUUGUAAAUUUGAGAUGAAGCCAUGCUAAAAUGUUUUACCAAAGAUGUGUGGGUGCAUUUUGCAAGACAAUAAUGAGAAUAAAGGGCUAGGAUACAACAAGGAUAAAAAGAAAAAAGCUAUUAAUCACCUUUAAAAUUCUACUUUCUCUAAUAUUACUAAAUGACAUAAAUCUAUGCAAUAUCGCCAUAUGUAAAAAGAUGUGUAUAAAAUGUGGGUUAGUUCACUGUUGUACAUAAUACUACUGUGCAUGUAGAAAAAAUGAAAUAAUUACAAUAAAAUGUAAUCAAACAACCGAUUAUAAA
Frankliniella occidentalis (western flower thrips) is the source of this 4606-nucleotide messenger RNA. It is a transcript of the gene spir, whose product is annotated as protein spire. Gene Ontology annotation, biological process: polar body extrusion after meiotic divisions; actin nucleation; cleavage furrow formation. The record is from RefSeq and is a predicted model, not a curated record. Gene Ontology annotation, cellular component: cell cortex; cytoplasmic vesicle membrane. Lineage: Eukaryota; Metazoa; Arthropoda; Insecta; Thysanoptera; Thripidae. Gene Ontology annotation, molecular function: actin binding.